Chroicocephalus ridibundus (black-headed gull) is the source of this 5926-nucleotide messenger RNA. It is a transcript of the gene RAPGEF4, whose product is annotated as Rap guanine nucleotide exchange factor 4. NCBI's taxonomy places the organism in Eukaryota, Metazoa, Chordata, Aves, Charadriiformes, Laridae. Gene Ontology annotation, biological process: Ras protein signal transduction; positive regulation of GTPase activity. The record is from RefSeq and is a predicted model, not a curated record. Gene Ontology annotation, molecular function: guanyl-nucleotide exchange factor activity. Bases 95 to 3175 code for a protein of 1026 amino acids. The transcript has 31 exons. Gene Ontology annotation, cellular component: plasma membrane.
GGAGGGAGGACGGACGGACCGACCGACCGGCGGGGCGGGCAGGGGGGACAAGCCGCCGCCAGCCGGGUGCGCGGCGACCUGAUCCCUGUCCAACAUGGUCGCCGCUCACACCUCCCAUUCCUCAUCCUCCGGCGAGUGGAUCGCUUGCCUGGAUAAAAGACCUUUGGAACGUUCCAGUGAAGAUGUAGAUAUAAUAUUCACAAGACUGAAAGAAGUGAAAGCUUUUGAGAAAUUUCAUCCAAACCUUCUCCAGCAGAUAUGUCUGUGUGGAUAUUAUGAAAAUCUGGAAAAAGGAAUCACAUUAUUUCGUCAGGGUGAUAUUGGGACCAACUGGUAUGCUGUUCUGACAGGAUCACUGGAUGUGAAGGUUUCUGAUACGAGCAACCACCAGGAUGCUGUGACAAUAUGCACUCUGGGAAUAGGAACUGCUUUUGGAGAGUCCAUUCUGGAUAACACUCCUCGCCAUGCAACCAUCGUUACCAGAGAAUAUAGCGAGCUCCUUCGAAUUGAGCAGAAGGACUUUAAGGCGCUUUGGGAGAAAUAUCGACAGUAUAUGUCUGGACUUCUCACUCCUCCUUAUGGUGUUAUGGAAACUGGCUCCAACAAUGACAGAAUGCCAGAUAAGGACGGUAUGUCAAGCGGCGCACUUUGCCAAGUUUCUAAAAAUUGUAAUAAGACACCUCUUAUUGAACCUCACAUCCCACAUCGUCCUACUAAAACCAUUACACAGGUUCCUUCAGAAAAGAUCCUCAGAGCUGGAAAGAUUUUGCGGAAUACAAUUCUGUCCCGAGCCCCUCACAUGAUAAGAGAUCGUAAAUACCAUCUGAAGACUUACAGGCAAUGCUGUGUGGGGACAGAACUAGUUGACUGGAUGAUGCAGCAAAGUCCUUGUGUCCAUUCACGAACCCAGGCUGUUGGCAUGUGGCAAGUAUUGCUGGAAGAAGGUGUUCUUAACCACGUGGAUCAGGAACACCACUUUCAAGACAAGUACUUAUUUUAUCGAUUUUUGGACGAUGAGCAUGAAGAUGCCCCUUUGCCAACUGAGGAAGAGAAAAAAGAAUGCGAUGAGGAGCUACAGGACACUAUGCUGCUUCUGUCUCAGAUUGGGCCAGAUGCUCAUAUGAGGAUGAUUCUCAGAAAACCGCCUGGCCAGAGAACUGUAGAUGACUUAGAAAUUAUAUAUGAAGAACUUCUUCACAUUAAGGCCUUAUCUCAUCUUUCUACCACAGUAAAGCGAGAAUUAGCAGGUGUCCUCAUUUUUGAGUCACAUCCCAAAGCAGGAACGGUCUUAUUUAAUCAGGGAGAAGAAGGUACUUCUUGGUACAUUAUCCUAAAGGGAUCAGUAAACGUAGUCAUUUAUGGCAAGGGUGUGGUGUGUACUUUACACGAAGGAGAUGAUUUUGGCAAGUUAGCGCUUGUGAAUGAUGCUCCCAGAGCAGCUUCCAUUGUUCUGCGUGAAGACAACUGCCACUUCUUGAGAGUAGACAAAGAGGACUUCAACAGGAUUCUUAGGGAUGUGGAAGCAAAUACAGUAAGACUCAAAGAACAUGACCAAGAUGUCUUGGUGUUGGAGAAGAUCCCAGCAGGAAGCAGAGUUUCUAAUCAAGGAAAUUCACAGCCCCAGCACAAGUAUAUCGUGAUGUCAGGAACCCCAGAGAAAAUUUUAGAGCACUUUCUAGAAACUAUGCGCCUUGAAGCAACUUUAAGUGAAGCAACAGAUUCUGUUUUAAAUGAUUUUAUUAUGAUGCACUGUGUUUUUAUGCCAAAUAGUCAGCUCUGCCCAGCCUUGAUGGCACACUAUCAUGCCCAGCCUUCCCAGGGUACAGAGCAGGAGAAAAUGGAUUAUGCCCUCAACAAUAAAAGGCGAGUCAUUCGACUGGUUCUGCAGUGGGCUGCUUUAUAUGGAGAUCUACUACAAGAAGAUGAAGCGGCAAUGGCCUUUUUGGAGGAAUUUUAUGUAUCUGUAUCAGAUGAUACUAGAAUGAUUGCAGCACUAAAGGAGCAACUUCCAGAGCUAGAGAAAAUUGUAAAGCAAAUUUCUGAAGAACCUAAAGCAUCACAAAAGAAGCACAAAGUUCUUCUGCAGCUGUUCAACACAAGUGAUGACAGAGCACAGAAACGCCAGCCUAUCAGGGGCAGCGACGAAGUUCUGUUUAAGGUGUACUGCGUAGACCAAACCUACACCACUAUCCGGGUGCCAGUGUCUUCCUCUGUGAAGGAAGUGAUCAGCGCAGUAGCUGAUAAGCUGGGUUCUGGAGAAGGCCUCAUCAUCGUAAAGAUGAGCUCAGGAGGAGAAAAGGUUGUGCUCAAACCUCAUGAUGUUUCAGUGUUUACAACUCUCAGUGUUAACGGCCGGCUGUUUGCUUGCCCACGGGAUCAGUUUGAUUCAUUGGCACCAUUACCAGAACAAGAAGGACCAUCUACUGGUACAGUGGGAACAUUUGAACUGAUGAGCUCCAAAGACCUAGCACAUCAGAUGACAAUUUAUGACUGGGAGCUCUUCAACUGUGUGCAUGAGCUGGAAUUGAUCUAUCACACUUUUGGAAGGCACAAUUUUAAAAAGACCACAGCAAAUCUGGACUUGUUUUUAAGAAGAUUUAAUGAAAUUCAGUUCUGGGUGGUCACUGAGAUUUGUCUUUGCUCUCAACUCAGCAAGCGCGUUCAGCUGUUAAAGAAGUAUAUUAAGAUAGCAGCCCACUGUAAAGAAUACAAAAAUCUGAAUUCCUUUUUCGCUAUUAUUAUGGGACUGAGUAAUGUUGCUGUGAGCCGUCUCUCGUUAACGUGGGAGAAACUUCCAAGCAAGUUCAAGAAGAUCUAUGCAGAGUUUGAAAGCUUAAUGGAUCCAUCAAGAAACCAUCGGGCCUACAGACUAACUGUAGCUAAAUUGGACCCUCCAAUAAUUCCUUUCAUGCCACUACUUAUAAAAGACAUGACGUUUACUCAUGAGGGAAACAAGACAUUCACUGACAAUCUAGUAAACUUCGAAAAAAUGCGCAUGAUUGCCAACACUGUCAGGACGGUGAAAUUCUGCCGAAGCCAAUCUUUCAAUCCUGACGCAGCCCUAACUAAUAAGAACCAUCAGGAUGUUCGGAGCUAUGUGCGGCAAUUAAAUGUGAUUGACAACCAGAGAACUUUAUCACAGAUGUCUCACCGACUGGAACCGCGUCGAGCAUAAACAUUUGAAGCAAUGAUGAGAAAUGAUCUUUUAUCCUGUCAAGGUCACUUGUUAAGAACUUCACUUUCUCUGCUACCGCACUGCCACUACAAAAAUAAGCAAAAACAUAUUCUAAGGUCUUAGGCAACGCACAAUGUCCCAGCCCGUCAGAGAACUUUGGCUGAGGCAGGAUUUAUGCACUGUAGUUGUAUGGGUGGCCAUGUUGUGAACUGUUAAUUCUGAAAGUGGAGUAGAUGAUUUCUCAUAGGGAUAAAAAAAAGGCGAAAGAUAAAAUAGAAUCGUUGGUGAAAAAUGCACAAAAAGCUUCUAACAAUUCUAAGGGAGGUAGUGUCUUUCUCUCUAAUUAAAAUUCUGUAUUUUAUGAUUUAUUCUCCAGGUCAGGACCAAAACUGGUCAUCAGUUUGGCUUGCCCGGCUACUGUUGACCUCAGUAGGAGAUGUAUGUAAGCAUCUGAUGAAAAAAUGUAGGUUUAAGAGAGGUCCAAGGUAUAGUUCCAUUCAGAGAAGACUUACAAAUGUUUCCGUUCGAAAUACAACAGAUACUAAGAAAAAUUUCUAAUUUUUAUCAUACUGCCUACUACUGCAAGCAGUGUGGCCAUUUCAGAAAACUGACAGGACUGAAAAUAUUUGGAAUGAUAAAUAUAUUAAUCCGUGUUUACAUUUUACUUCUUUUUUUAAACUACCAAUCAGGUUUUUACAAAAUUCCAUUACGGUAGUAAGGUUGUUGAAAUCAAUAGCAUAAAGGUAGCAAAGAACUGGUUCAAAAAGAGCACAAUAUGUACAAACAGAUUUCAAGAGAAUAAUUUCCUGCACAUUAAAACCUUAAACUUCAGCUAUAAUUAAUUGUGGCUGGUUAACACGUAUUUUCUGGUCUUAAGCAUUUCCAAAUAUCUUAAUUUUCAGCCAAUUGUUUUGCACUUUCAAUAGACUGUAAAUAAAUGUUAAUGCAUUAUGUUCUAGAAUAUUUAUUUAUGUAAUAGCUAUUGUGCCAAAAUUCAGUUUUAUUUAUUUUGUUUAGCAUGUUAUGGGAGUGCAGCUUUUGUCUUUAUACUUUGUGUGCUUUUCACGUGUAGGAAUUGUGUGAUGUAAGUUUUCUGUAAAUAACACGCAGUACCUUAUUAAAUGUAAUUGCCGGAAGGGUUUAGUCGCUGGCCUUAUUUGCACUUUCAGCUUCAUUCCUGCAUAAAUGCCGAUGCUAUUAAUUGGCCAAUACAGCAAACUUCGCUUGUCAUUUGCUGAGCCUCAAAACCGCAGCUGACUGAUGUCCAGCGUGAUAUGGAUGGCCAGUGUAAAGCCAGUCAGAGCCGUCCCUGCCACAGGGGAUGGCAGCCUUGCGCUCAUGUAACACUACAGUUUUAUUAGCUGGUUUCAUUAGAGUUCCCAAGGAGGCUCCCUGAGAAGACAGAAAACAUUUAAAUCGGAAAGGUUUAAAUGAAGAAGGGAUGUGUGCUUCAUUUUCGCUAUCUGACUAAUUUGUCCUGCUCGGUCACUGAUGUGAACACUACAAGUUACCUCCUCUUGGCCAGGAUUUUAGCUGAGGGUGGCUAACUCCAGUGGAGACCUCGGCUGAUGUGGCACUCUUCGGUCACCUCAGGGAGGUCCAUCAGGUCCUGCAGCCGAGCGGGAGGAGGUGAUCUGGCAUGUUCCCGUUCCCCUCCAAGAUCACUUGUGCCAGCCUGAACGCUCCACGGGACGGCUGUACUGCUGCUGGGCAACCACUGAUCGUGGCCAAGCCUGUGCCGAGGGAAUGAUGAUGCUCAAAUGGCAACAGGCUUUCCUGUUGCAUUCACACUGGCUCUGCUCUGCGAAGCGGGAUGUCAUAAAACUGAUUAAGCCUGAAAUUACAACUAUUAUCUCAUAAUUAAGCUUCAGAGAUGACCUCAUUGAUAUAGCCUACGUUUUGCCUCAGAUACAGAGUAGACUUUUCUUGGCAUUGAGUGGGGCUGUGUGGAGUCAGUAUACACAGACAGAUUUUAUUUUUUUUAUCUGUAAAAAUAAUCGCAUCCUUUUAGUCAAAACAUAAAUUCUGCAAAAGCUGAGAGUCACUGGGGAAAUGCUGACACACAGAACCACUGUCUGCUCAGUACCUGCAUCCUGCAAAGGAAAGAAUUACACAGUUAAGAAAUAUUCUGCAGCAUGAUGAAAUAAUUUAUUUUAACUUUGCUGUCUGACUAGAAGUUCAAGAUGAUUCAGAGGAAAACCAGCUAAUAACAUAGAGACAAAUUUGUAUCUUAUUAUUUCAAGUGAGAAAUAUUUCUUAUUUCCAUUUGUACCGCUCUAUGAAUAUACUUCAUAUGGCUUUUUCAGAUACGGAAUCUUCCCAGAAGCAAAGUAUGCAGUAGAGUAAACUGCAGGGACACAAUAAAUUCAAAAGACCUUUUUAUCUUUACAAUCAAUUUAUAACAUUUGUGAGUUCUUGAUUUUAUUUGUUCCAGGUUUGUUCCUAUUGUUUGGACUUUCAUUUAUUUCUGCGUUAACUGGUUUAUAAAGCUGCCAAGUUUCAGCUUGGCUCUGCACAUAGACCGAUUCUUCAUCCGUUUAGUAUGUUUUUAUCCCCUUGGUUUAUCCUUUUAUUCCUUAGAACCUCUAACUGUUUUACUUACUUGUUGCCAACCAACCUCUGUCGUCUAGAUAUAUCCCAGUGAUACAAACAGAGGUUUUAUGGCACCUCCGUAUCAACAAACGAAUGCAGUUUACCUACUCAAUGAAACUGGUAUCUGGCAUUUUUUAAUUUUCCAAUAAAGGGUGCUGU